Messenger RNA from Coprinopsis cinerea okayama7#130, 849 nucleotides. RefSeq lists its product as hypothetical. Bases 1 to 849 code for a protein of 282 amino acids. NCBI's taxonomy places the organism in Eukaryota, Fungi, Basidiomycota, Agaricomycetes, Agaricales, Psathyrellaceae. The record is from RefSeq and is a predicted model, not a curated record. The transcript has 4 exons.
AUGAUGUCGACGGUGUCGUUCCUGGACCUAGAGGUCAGAAACGAAAGCGAUCACAGCUAUCGCUCUGAUUGCUUUGUCUACAACGUUGAUAGUCCAUCACAAAGCGAUACCGAUACCGAUACAGAAGAAGACGCUGUCCCGGGCGUUCCCACUGGUACAGUCGCCUCAGUGGGCAGUGUUGGGUCACUUGUGGGCAACCUGGACAAUCUUCUCCUCAAUCAAAACAACAUCCCACCACUUGACUCCAGCAGAGGGUCGGAGCGUCGCGUGUGUAUCUCUGACAUCGAGAAGAAUGUUGAAGCUAUUCUAAAUCCUUCCUUUGCCGCACUGGAACAUAUACUUCUAUUCAAAUCCCCCAGCCCAUCUGCAUUUGAAUAUUGCGUCACUCGACUACUCGCCCUCUGUCCGCUCGAGGUCUCGGGACCAGCGUCAAAUUUGGCUCUUCACGCGUCCAAAUUGAUCUCACUCGGGUACAAGUGCAAUGAACCACGAUUGGUCGCAACCGGGGUAUACCACUUUCUCCGAUCCGGAAAGACUUUACCUGUCCCCCGUCCCCACGUCAACAAGUUCAACGACGCCUGGGACGACUUAUUGAAGCGCUGGAGCCGACCCCCGAAUUUCAAAGCCUCGGUUUGCUUCGCUGAUUCAGAAGACAACUCUUGUAUCAACGGAACAGAAACAGGCUCCCGACGCUUUGUCGCUCGUGUUCAACGCAGGGUCAAGUCGCUGAAAAAGCAGUUCGCGGACGACCCUAUUGCCGGGCUCGCCGAAGCUGCGGGCCUUUUCAACGUGACUCCUUCGGUCAAGCGACAGAAGGUCCUCGAUCGGGUCGUGUACCAACCCUCGUGA